AUGAAUGGUUCAAUCACAGCGGAUAAACAAUUCUCAGAGCAUCUUCUGGAAUGGACUCAAUGGAUUUUGGAUAUUAAUCGUGCUGAACUUCUUCAGAACUAUAUGAAUACCGUCCAGCGGGAGUUUAAACUAUCUCGACAACGUCUAUUCUUCCUCUCAACACAAUUGAAUCCUCGCAUUAUCCGACAAACUGGAGAGAUUCUCAAUUCCACUACCACAAUGCUGUCCACACCGCAAUCCACAGAUUCCCCAUUAUCAGUGGUGUUAAGAUCUUCCACAGCCAUGAGAGCAGACACUAAGGCAGCUCAACGGCGGCGUAUUUCACCUAGCAGAUCUACAAGCUCCAACAGUCUUUUGUAUGAUAGGAAUUAUUAUAUAAAGAACGUUAUCCGCCGAUCUCCUAAGAGGCCUAUACAUUCUCCACGUUACACACAUCAACAUAAUAAUAAUAAUAAUAAUCACACUGAGGAGAGUAAUGGUUACAGUUCUACGAAUAGCAGUGGUGGUAUGCAGAAUGGCUUCUCUCAUCGGAGCAAUGACUUUCAUCAGUAUAAACAGUAUUAUGCCUAUAGACAACAUCAUCAUCAUCAUCAUCAUCAUCAUCAAUAUCACCAUAAUCAUCAUCAUCAUAAUAAUCAUAAUAAUAAUAAUAAUCAUCAUCAUCAUCAGCAGCAGCAAUUUAUUUCUCUAUCUGACAGUAACGGUCUCAGCAAGAAUCAUAGAAAGGGCAGUACAAGACGUAAUGGUGGAUCUCAACAUUCAUUGGAUCGAUACUCAUCCACACGGGGAUCACUCUUAUCACGAACCAUUGAUUACAGUUCAUUAUCCCAAUGUAUGCGAAAAGAACAAUCUCAACAACAUCGAGUGGAAGUUUAUCAAAGAAGAGCCAAGACACCACCUGCAAGACGAAUAGGAGGUCUUGGAUCACGUUUAACAACGCCAUCACCUGUGAGGAGGUAUUCUCCAUUAGUUCAAUCAAGAAGAUGGGAUGGUAAUCAUUUGAUAGAUCCAAUGGAGUGUAAUCCACUUAACGGUAAUGUAUCUGAAAAUGGAAGUCUUCAAAAACUUUAUUACCAUAAACAACAUCCGAGUAUUAUUUCUGGAACUUGCUCUUCUGCCCGAAGUGCUAGACAUUUCUCUUCUUCCUCUCGCCGAAGAGCUUAUGGAUCCUCCUUGUUAAGUGGUCCCCCUUCUGGUCGUUAUUAUGCAGAUCAUAGUUCUGUUGAAGGCCCCUUAUCUUCCUCUUUGCAUUUCAGUGGUAUGCGUGCGUUUUCAUCUGCCGGAUCAUCACCAUUGUGUGUGAGGGAAAACCGCAGUACACUCACUGGCAUUUAUGAAUGGCCUAUUGGUAUGUUGACUUGCUCUAUUUUGGGCCGAUGUGCCCAUAGAUUUUUCUCAUCAGCACGUAAAUUAAUUUCACCUCGUUCAGAAGAACUGUUAAGCCCAUGUGAUUAUGUUAACAAUCACUUGACGACCUUUAGGGUGAAUAUCGUAUUAACGUGUGUGGAGUUACGAAAGCGACGUCCGUCUUUUCCGCAUUUAAAACCACAGACCCCUUUACCAACAUCAAGAGAAAGUAAAACAGAAACUGAAACAGAGAAAGACUCCGACACAGCCACACGGGCAUCGGGAGAUGAUGACACGGUUGCCCCUAAAGAAGGAGAAACAGAUAAUAAUAAUGAUAAUAAUAAUAAUAAUAAUAAUAAUAAUAAUAAUAAUAAUAAUAAUAAUAAUAAUAAUAAUAAUAAGGAUAAUAAUAAGGGUAAUAAGAAGAAGAAAAAGGAGGAAGUUACCAUUCAAUUAAAUGAUGUUCUUCUGGAGUGUGAUGGUAAAGGACUGGCGGGAAUUAAAUCAUUUCAGGAGGCGAUAAAGGAGGCACUGACGUCAGGGGCGAAUAGUGUGAUGUUAAGAGUAUUGCGGGACAGCGAGAGUUUUUUGAUCCGUGAGUUGCUGGACUAG
This is a messenger RNA of Trypanosoma theileri, 1959 nucleotides long. RefSeq lists its product as uncharacterized. Bases 1 to 1959 code for a protein of 652 amino acids. NCBI's taxonomy places the organism in Eukaryota, Euglenozoa, Kinetoplastea, Trypanosomatida, Trypanosomatidae. The transcript has a single exon. The record is from RefSeq and is a predicted model, not a curated record.